AUGCUCUGUGCUAUUUUCAACAGCAGCACCGCCCUUUCGCAGACAGAACGCGUCGGAAUUUCGAAACUGAACUUCCAGAAAUUCCAGAUGAAGUGUGCGGAAAUCGAUAAACCUCAGACCCGCGGCUGUCCGUCGCGCAGCACCGAAAUUGUGGAGCAGAUGUUAGAAUAUCUGCACCCUGCGGGUACAUUGACUGCAAUAGGACGAGUGACAAACAGAGUUCAAAGGAUAGUCUGGAUCGGCCAGGACGGCGAGUGUAUCGGUGGUAUAGUGAAAUGGUUCACAAUUGAGUGCGGCGUGGCCAGCGUGCGUGUAGACAUGUCAAACUCCAAAACCAAGGUCGUGUUUACUGGCAAGAGAAAAUGGAAGAAAGACCAGAUCGACCAGUGA
Messenger RNA from Soboliphyme baturini, 390 nucleotides. NCBI's taxonomy places the organism in Eukaryota, Metazoa, Nematoda, Enoplea, Dioctophymatida, Soboliphymatidae. The record is from the annotation of a GenBank genome assembly.